AUGAGUGACCACGGUGAAGAGGCCGAUAAAGAAGCUAAAGAUGCAGAUCCUGUUAUAGACGACUCUAAUGUUGAAUCUGUGCGUGGCGAUCAUCAACAGGAAGAACAACUCGCGGAACAGCAGGAGGAGGAAGACGAUCAGAUACACAUCACUGAUGGACCGUUCACUAUCAGGCCUCUAAUUCACUUGGUACCAAAAGAAUUUGAAUAUACUUCUUUUGAUGCUUUCGAAAAUAAUUUGUAUCUGGGAACGUCCACUGGCGAUAUGCUGCAUUACUUCGAGAUGGAGCAGAAUAAUUACAUGCUGGUCUCACAGACCAAGUUCGAAGUUGAUGUUGAUAAGCGGAUUGACAAGAUGAUAGUACUACCACAGAUUGAAAGAUGCCUAGUACUUUCUGAUGGUUUCUUACAGCUCUUCCUUCUACCAGAGUUUGCACCAGUCCCGAAUGUCGAUCGUUUGGAGGGAAUCAACGAUUUUAAUGUUAUCAAAUUUUCCGACAAAUCCAAACGGUAUCGCAUACACGUUUUUUCUGAUGAUGGGGUAAAAUUGAUGAGUGUGAACUCAAAUGAUCUUACUAUUAUGAAAACGUAUCCGUGUAAACCUGUGGUAAAGGCUUGCAAUCACAAUAGGGUUGUUAUGGCAGCUAAGGGGAACAAUUAUGAGAUAAUUGAUUUGAAGAGCGGAAACGAAAUACCUCUUUUCAGGAUAAGUGAAAUGAGCACUGAUUUACCUCCGGUAAUAAGUUCAUUUAGUCCAAAUGAAUUUCUUGUGACGUGUGGAAGUUCAAGAGAGGAAAACGCCAUGGCUUUAGUUGUUAACCAUGAUGGUGAUAUCACACAGGGAACAAUUGUUCUUGAUAAGUAUCCAGAUGACGUACUUGUUCAACUGCCGUUUGUCAUUGUAAAUUAUGGUACGCUAGGCUUACAUGUGUACAAGAUGGAAAUGAAUACCGAACCUACCAUAGUUCAAAAAAUUUUCUGCAAGAAUAAGAGUAAAAUCUGUAUUGCUAAAACUACUAAUACUUUUUCAUCGUCAUCUUCGGAUGAUAAAUCGGCGACUAUUGAGAAGCUAAGGCUGGUUCCUUUGCUUACUGGAAACUACGAAUUUAGACUAGAACAAGAACGUGUUUACGUGGACAAAAUAUUUAAACAAACCACAUCUUUGGCAGUAUAUGGUACCUCUGGGAUUUUCUUGCUUAAUAGCCAUCCUUUCAUUCUUGAAUUCAAUGACUUUUCUGAGUCGAUGAUUGACAAAAUUGAAGAGCAUAUCGUGAAGGGACAUGGCCACGAAAAGCAUUCUCCAUAUCAAGAACUUGAAAUUACUUACCUCAAAACAAUGUAUCUUCUUCUCCUGACUUUUCACAGCGCGAGUAUCAACAAAGAUAUUGCCAAAAGCUGGUGUGACUAUGCGAUCGAUGUUGAUAUGAGAUUAUUCCUAUAUUUAUGUGAUUUCACUAUUUAUGGUGAUGUUUGGAUACCGAAUGGACUUUUGAAGUUUGUACAAGAAUCUCGAAAGCUUAAACUGAAGAAUAUGUUUCAACAUUUUACGGAAAUCGUGGCGUUUAUGCGACUGCAAUUAAAAACAAGAUACGCGGGGAAAUUAAAAGACAGCAAUAACAUAUUGAAAAGCUUUGAUAUGGUUUUGUUCAAGAAUAAUAUGCGGAAUAAUAUUGAAAUUGAUGUCAAUGAUUAUGAGAUAAGCAGCUUACCGGAAAUUGUGGCAGUACUACAAAAGAAGCCAUCUGAAAACUACCGAACACUUCUUCAGAUACUGAAAAAACUUGGGAGAUUUGAAGACUGUGUGCAGUUACUUAGAGAUCAAAAACAAUUUAGAGAGUUGAGUGAGUUCUUACUGAAAAAUGUUGAAAUUUUAACAGAGGACAGCACCUAUAAAGAACAGGAUCUUGUUCGGGAUAUUGUAACAUUAUUUAAUGACGCAACUGAGUCUAAUGAUGAAGAGCCUAUCUUGAAUAAUGUGCUGUCAUUGAUGAAAAAAGUGCCCAUACCAUUGAAAGAACUAAUCGAAAAGAUAAAAAGCAGUAGCACUAAAGUAUUAAUGCUGGAAAAACUUGGUACAAUUGGUUCCGCUGAAAAGGAAUUUUUAUUAGACUAUUAUGUUGCACAAUUACAGAAAACAAUGGAUGACAAUGGCUUAUGGGAAUUACUUACCAAGUUUACCACCACUUAUUCGCAAAAUAUCGAUUAUAACAAGCCAAACAUAAAGACUUACCUGGAAGUAAAGAUCAGAAACAAUUCACAUUUUACAAGUUUUGUCUCUAUCAGCGAUAAAAUAGACUCAAUUGCAAAAGAGGGUGAAAAAGAGAAAAAUUUAGAGGAGAUAUAUGCUAAAAUCAAAAAGAUUGAUGUGAGUCAUAUUCUAUCCCUUCUUCUUUUUGACCAAAGAGAGGUUCAUCAUUUUUUUGGAGACAAUUUGCUCAAUAUUUUAAUGGCUCUGAAUGAUUUUGAGGGAAUCGAGAAUUUGGUUGAUAAAGAUAACUUGCAAAAGGUCAUGAAUCAUUACCUGGAGUUGACCGCAGAUAUGAACUCUCCAGUGCUCGUACAGAAUCUUUUAAAACAAAAGAUUGGAAUUGUUACUGAUUACAAACAACUGAUCAAGAUUAUAGAGAUGAUUCCUCCUCAUUAUUCAUUUGCCACUUUAUUCGACACGCUGUUCCCAGUCAUACGGAAAAUUGAUGGACGUCGGAAAGACCAGGAAAUCAAAAAAGCAUUACUUCGUCAACAAAUCAAUUUAAAUAACCGCAUUAUCAAAGAUAUCAGUGCAGAGUAG
Molecule: messenger RNA, 2787 nt
Organism: Lachancea fermentati
Lineage: Eukaryota; Fungi; Ascomycota; Saccharomycetes; Saccharomycetales; Saccharomycetaceae
Source: the annotation of a GenBank genome assembly